AUGGCGCGCUGCGAGCCCCGGGGGCGGGGGCGGCAGCGGGCGGUGCUGCGCUGGGCGCGCCCGGGACCAGCGAGCGCGCGCUCCUCGCCGCCGUUAGCUGAGCCCAGCGGUUUCGUUUUCCCGCUCGGCCCUGGGUCGGGAGGCCGGAACUCGCCGACCCGAUCCCCUUGCCGGACUGAAAGUGAACCGCGACGGCAGCCGAAGGGAAAGAAAGCGAACGGCGCGUGCGGGUCUGCCGGCGACUUCCGCAACCGCCGGACCCCUUCGCUGGGUUCUUGGCUCCGCCAGGGUGACGUUCCCCAGCUGGGCACAGCGAGGCUUCUUCCGAAAGAAUUGAAACUAAAAAUGAUCUGGGGCCCCGGUGGAGUUUUUUAUAAGCCAGCCCGUGUGGCGAAUGACGCGAGUCUUAGGAGCCCCCUGGAGGAGUUCUCUGUUCUCCGCCCCACCCAUUCCGGGAAAAGAACCGACCCUAGCGAGCGCUCGCCCGAAGCUGGGUGCCCGGCCUCCGCUCUUGGUGAAUCUUCUCAACAACUCCAAGGAUUAGAUGCUAUUAUCCUAAUUCUGUACUUCAGGAAAUUAUACACAGGAAACAGUACUUUGCUGGCUACCCAUCUACUUCCCUCGUUGGGCAAUUCUGUUCCGUUCAAAAUCUCUGAAGCUCUCCACAGGUCGGGGCUGCUGGCUGGCACUCUGAACUUACAAACCCCUGGCUUUUGCAGUUAAGGGCCAUCAUCCAGGGUCUACGGCAUCAGGGUCCUCUCGUCCCAGUUGCUAUCGAGAGAGAGAGAUGGAGUGCAAGCAGGAGAGGGUGAAGAGAGAGGGAGACACAGAAC
Molecule: messenger RNA, 833 nt
Organism: Prionailurus viverrinus (fishing cat)
Lineage: Eukaryota; Metazoa; Chordata; Mammalia; Carnivora; Felidae
Exons: 4
Coding region: 1-723 (240 amino acids)
Source: RefSeq, a predicted model, not a curated record